UUAGAUUGCGCAAUAUUUAAAACAAUGUUUUAUUGUUCAAAAAAUUCUAAAAAAUUUUCACCAGAAAGCUCAGUCCUUAUAUUGCCAGCGAUUUCCGUUGGGAAUGUGGGACAACUUGCUUGUGAUGUCAUAAUAGCAACCUUACAACUCGAAAAAGUUGGAUAUUUUUGUCCAGAAUGUUUCCUGCCACUAGUGGGGGCUAGUGCAUUUGUGGGCGACGAGAAACUUGGAUUAUCAUCGGAAGUUUAUCACAGCAAUGAAGCCAACAUCACGGUUAUACAGUUCCGAUCCCCACUGGCUAAUGGCAAACAAUUGAAGUUUUGUGAAGAUUUUGUUAGUUGGGUGAAGCAGCAAAAGUUUUCUGAAGUUGUUUUGUUGUCGAGUUGUCAUUCAUUUGAGCGCAAGGACAAUGAAAUUAUCGGGUCUUCUAUACGAUACAUUGCCUCAUCCAAUCAUAAGCGACCCAUUGGGUGGGUGGAAAUGGAAAAAAGGGAAAACCAACUUUUUCUACCUGGGGCUGGUUUUACAAAGAAAAUGUUUGAUAAAUGCUGCAAUGAAAAGAUUUCAAUCCUAGUUCUUUUAACUUAUUGUUCUGAAGGCAAUAAUAUCCCAGAUGCUAUUAUGUUGUUGGACCAACUAAAUCAAUGGAAACCAUUAGCGACGACUUCAUGGAAGCAGCCAAUAUCAUGGAUUCACUUGUUUGGCAAUAAUGCACCAAAGGGAAUAUUUUAAACAAUCAUGUACCGUAAAUAAAAUGCUGCUACAUCUAUAUUUGCAACUAUAUUUGUGUGUUGUGUUUAUCAUGAAUCGCACAUGUUAAUAUGAAUUGUGUGCAUAUGUUUACUUGUCAUCUAAAACCAUAAAUUUUGCAACAUAUGUAUGAAUGC
This is a messenger RNA of Ciona intestinalis (vase tunicate), 887 nucleotides long. Lineage: Eukaryota; Metazoa; Chordata; Ascidiacea; Phlebobranchia; Cionidae. The record is from RefSeq and is a predicted model, not a curated record.